GAUGGGUCGUCCGGUCCUGUAUCCUGCUGCUUUGUAUAUACACUUGAUGGGUCGUCCGGUCCUGUAUCCUGCUGCUUUGUAUAUACACUUGAUGGGUCGUCCGGUCCUGUAUCCUGCUGCUUUGUAUAUACACUUGAUGGGUCGUCCGGUCCUGUAUCCUGCUGCUUUGUAUAUACACUUGAUGGGUCGUCCGGUCCUGUAUCCUGCUGCUUUGUAUAUACACUUGAUGGGUCGUCCGGUCCUGUAUCCUGCUGCUUUGUAUAUACACUUGAUGGGUCGUCCGGUCCUGUAUCCUGCUGCUUUGUUUAUACACUUGAUGGGUCGUCCGGUCCUGUAUCCUGCUGCUUUCAGCCGAUUCUUGAAGGUCCUGCAGGAAAGGGCUAUCCCUGACAACCACAGUUGCCACAACGAGUCCCAUAACAUGUCUCAACAAUGCUCUAUCCUCGCUUAUUGUUGUCUAUCGGGGUCUAUCAGGUCUUGGAAGACCUUUAACAUCACUGGCAGCUCUGUGUUUGUUCAAGAGUCUUGAAAUGAUGGCAAGAUUGCGCCCAACGUGAUGUCCAAUUUGCCUGAGUGACAUUCCUCCAUAUCUCAUGCCACCCUGUAGCCUCUGACAAUUUACGACGUGUCAUGACAAUCAUGGUGUCCUUGUAUGCAGAUGGAACAGUGACUAACAUCUGGAAAAAGGCAAAUAUUAUCAUAUGUUCUGACAAAGCCAUGGAUGAAGCAAGAAAUCUCCAAGGACAACACCAAAACCAGCACAUAAUGCAUUCUAUCCAUGUUUGCAGAGCAGUAGCUGACUUGACUGAACUAUCAAGCCACGAAACAGUUUACAAGGAGAUGUGGAUUAUUGUUGAUUCCCAGAUAUGUGAUCUGUUUUUAAGAAAAAGAAGUUUUCAUACACGAGUCGAGGAUUUCUUCGAAAAUUUUGCUAAACAGUCCAAGGUCAUGUUGAUAAACAGACUUCCUGGUUCAGAGGAAUCCCGAUUUCAAUGCUUCCGAUGGCAACUUCCGGAAGAAUGUGUUUUAGAAUACAGAGAGGUGUACAUCUCGUCAGGUUUACUGAGUGAAGAAGAGCUUUUAAUGACCAGAGAUGGUUCACACUGUCAGCAAGACCUUGCUGAAGAUGACGAUCCUUCAUCUCAAGCUGCAGAGGAUAGUGAUGCUGAAUCUGAAUGUGACGCCCAAGAAUUGGCUGAAGAAACAGGAGAGGAGAAAUAUGUCCAAAUUGGCUCCAAGUGCCAGAUGUACAUUAAAAACCUGAGCCAGACAUGGACUGUAAUGAAACAGGAUGGAACACAGAACACUAUCGUGCUUCAGAUAGUUGCUGGGCCGUCCACUUCAAAGGUUGUUGUGAAGGUGACAACUGACCCAUGGGACCAAGAUCUAGAAGAGAAUAUUGAAUAUGAAAUAAAUCAAGAGACGGAAGUGAUCAAUGUAAAGCUGAAUGAUGCCUCGAUCGUAGGAGUUAAAAGGGGGUCAGUCAUAAUUGAGAUAGAAGUACACCCUGGACAAGACAUUGGGUCAGUCUGGCUACAACACAUGGUCGAGAGCAUUUUUACGGAGAAAGUGAGAGCAUGCAUACCCAGUGGCCAUCGUCUGAACUUUGACAUCGAGAGCAACGUCACUGUUCCCUUGACAGAUUUGGGAAGAUAUCUUUCAGAAAAUGAGGAAGAAUUCCACAAGAACUGUGUCAGCAAAGAAAAGUAUGAACAAAAGGUCAGAGAAGUGGAGGAGUUGAAAAGGGCACUACAUCCCAUGAAGACAGUUGUCACACUGGUAUCUGGCGACAUCACACAAGAAAAGACUGAUGCAAUCGUCAACUCAACAAACGUGCUUCUGAAACUGAACGAAGGGGGUAUUUCAAUGUGCAUCCUCGAAGCAGCAGGGCCAGCGAUCCAGGAAGAGUGCAGAGCGAAGUAUCCAAAUGGUUUACAGGAGGGAGCAUUAGCAACAACAGGAGGUGGAAAUCUGGCCUGUCGAAACAUAUAUCAUGUUUUUCUACCUGACACGUGGGAAACCGACCAACACAACACAGAACAGUGUCUCAGGGAUGCUGUUGAGCAGAUUCUUCAUCAAGCUGAUUCUGAUGGCCACAAGACUAUCAGCUUCCCACCUCUUGGUACAGGAAACCUUCGCUACGAUAUACAGAGAGUCACUAACAUUAUAACCGAUGUUUGCAGUGGCUUCAAGGGGAGAUGUCUACAGGAAGCCCGACUCGUGCAUCCAGAUGGUUUUAGCACUAAUACGCACUCUACUGAGGAACCCCAAAGAAAACAAGAACCGGUGUAUCCACAGCCGGAGUCACCUCUGGAAGCAAAGCCAUCAGCAUCAAUGAUUUCUGCACCAACAAAAGGAUAUGAAAGGCCAAGAACUAUGGUCAACGUUUGCGCUGGGGACAUCACGAAACAAGAGGUGGACGUAAUAGUGUGUGGUGCACCACGGGAUCUUAAACUCAACAUUGGUGGCUUGUCAAAGGCUGUGCUUGCAGAGGCUGGGGCGGAAAUACAACAGGAGUUGGAGGAAAGCUAUCCCAGUGGACUAUCAGAAGGCCGAAUAGCAUUCACCUCCGGAGGUCGGAAAUGCUGGAAACAGAUCUACUUUACAACACUGUGGCCGUGGGAGGAGACGGAACGUCUCAGAGAGUCCUUCAUCGAAAUGAUUCUGAGGUGUUUGAAGAAAGUAAACGAGUCUCAACUAAGAACCAUAGCUUUUCCACUGCUUGGGACAAGUGGUCAUUCCUACCCACCUGAUAAAGUAACCCAGUGGAUUCUUCAGGCUGUUGAAAUUCACGAUGCCACCUAUCCAAGUACAACAUUGACUGAAGUCAGAAUACUUGUUUAUCCAAAUGAUCAUCUCUCUUUACUUGUUCUUCAAUCUAUGAACAUGCCAGACUGUUCUUGAAGAGAAGACAUAACCACUGGCAUACUACAUACUUGGAUAACGACUGAGUUGUUAAAAAUGGUUCUGAUUCAGUCAUGUCAAUAGCAGAAGAGACCGAGGAACAUCUUCAGUACAUGCAUACGUGCCUGAACCAUACUAAGCCAGUGGCUGACUCUUUCCUUUUGCUUUGAACAAUUAGUGACCAAGUUCCGUGUCCGACAGCCGUGAUACAGCUAGAAUGUUUCCGACUGCGAUAUGAA
Messenger RNA from Haliotis rubra (blacklip abalone), 3143 nucleotides. RefSeq names its product protein mono-ADP-ribosyltransferase PARP15-like. Lineage: Eukaryota; Metazoa; Mollusca; Gastropoda; Lepetellida; Haliotidae. Gene Ontology annotation, cellular component: nucleus; cytoplasm. Bases 631 to 2904 code for a protein of 757 amino acids. The record is from RefSeq and is a predicted model, not a curated record. Gene Ontology annotation, biological process: negative regulation of gene expression. The transcript is spliced from 17 exons. Gene Ontology annotation, molecular function: transcription corepressor activity.